AAGGCCACCCAUCAAUUUUUCCUCUAUCACAAGGUUUUAAUCAGAACCCUCCCUCCUCUUCUCCACUAUACACACCAAAUAUAUACACUUAUACAGCACUUUUUUUCAAAAUAAUAUCUAUAUGUCAUCAAUUGGCGCGUAUUAAAUUUCAAUUAGGGUUAGGGUUUAUUCAUCAAAAUUCCCCCCAAAAAAAUGGCAAACAAAAUCCCCGACGAACUAAUCUCAACCGUCCGAUCAAUCGUGGGCCAAGAUUACUCCAAAAUGGAUGUACUCAGAGCCCUUCAUAUGGCCAAGAAUGAUCCAACUGCUGCAAUUAACAUAAUUUUUGACACCCCAACUUUCAAAAAAUCACAACCCCCAAAACCCUUAAAGGGUCUGAAUCAUAAUCCAGCUGUCGAUAAACCCCGUGAUUCGGUUCCGGUUCCGGUCCGGGUUUCUGAACCGGUAGAUAGUGUAGUUAGUAGUAGUGUAAAGGUCAAUGAGCCAAGUGUUGGUAGGACAGUUGAGUGUAAUGUGGAGAAAGGAAACGAUGUCGUUAGGAGUAGUAAGUGGUGGUUUGUGGGUUGUUCUGAAAUGAUGGCGUCAUCGACUUGUAAAGGUGAUAAGAUUAAGGAGGGUGAUCGGGUUGAUUUUACAUUUCCUUUGAAUAAAUCGAAGGUAGCUAGUGUCGGUGGUCGUGGUAAGCCUUUGAAUUCGUGUUCGGAGAUUGUGAGGUUUUCUACAUUAGCUUCUGGGGAGAUCGGUCGGAUCCCAAACGAAUGGUCACGAUGUCUUUUGCCUCUUGUUAGAGAUAAGAAGGUCGAGAUAGAAGGUUUUUGCAAAUCUACUCCUGGUAAUCUGGGACUUAUGGAUACCAUUAAGCUUUCUGUCAGUGUUUACAUAAAUAGUUCCAUAUUACACAAGAGCCAUCAGACCUCUCUCAAGGUGCCAACUAGUUCCAAUGAUGAAACCUCCAUCCACACCCUCCCAACCUUGUUCCGGUUACUUGGAUUAGUUCCUUUCAAAAAGGCAGAAUUUUCACCUAGUGACUUAAAUACAAAGAAGCGACCUUUGGAUGUAAAGGAUGGUUCUGGUGUUUCUGCUCGGUUAAUCAAUGCUGGCAAAAAUAAAAACUCACCUUCAAAUGGAAGUACAGCUGAAAAUGAGGAGACAAUCUCAGAUAAUGAUCUUGACAAUAUUGUUGGUGUUGCAAAUGGUUCUGAGUUAGAGGAAAUGGAACCUCCAAGUGCUCUUUUAUGUGAUCUUCGCCCUUAUCAGAAGCAGGCACUUCAUUGGAUGGUUCAUUUGGAGAAGAGACUAUCCACUGAUGAAGCUGCCACAACUCUUCAUCCGUGCUGGGAUGCUUAUCACCUUGCAGACAAGAGAAAUUUCGUAGUCUAUGUGAACUCAUUUUCAGGAGAAGCUACUGUAGAUUUUCCCAGUACUCUACAAAUGGCAAGAGGAGGAAUAUUGGCAGAUGCUAUGGGGCUUGGAAAGACUAUCAUGACGAUAUCACUGCUCCUUGCUCACACAGAAAAAGGUGGAGCAUUAGAUAAAGACUCCGCCAGUCAGGCAUGCACUGAAGGUGAUGAAAUGCUAAAUGGCUUGGAUCAGUCUCCAUCAUCUUUAAAAAAAGUACCCAAAUUUUCUGGAUUUGAUAAGUUUAGAAAGCAGAAACAGUCCCUCAUUGGUGGCGGGAAUCUGAUCAUAUGUCCUAUGACUCUUAUAGGCCAAUGGAAGGCAGAGAUUGAAACUCAUGGGGAGCCAGGGGCUUUGUCUAUUUAUGUCCACUAUGGGCAAAGUCGCCCAAAAGAUGCCAAAAUAUUAGCUCAUAACGAUGUUGUGCUUACCACCUAUGGAGUUGUAGCCUCUGAAUUUUCUUCUGAGAAUGCUGAAGAACGUGGUGGGCUUUUUUCUGUGAGAUGGUUUAGGGUGGUGCUUGAUGAGGCACAUACCAUAAAAUCUUCUAAAAGCCAGAUUUCUAUGGCUGUAGCUACCCUUGUUGCUGAUCGUCGAUGGUGUCUUACUGGUACCCCUAUCCAAAACAGUUUGGAGGACAUUUAUAGUCUUCUUCGGUUCUUAAGAAUUGAACCAUGGGGAAGCUGGGCAUGGUGGAACAAGCUAAUUCAGAAACCUUUCGAGGCUGGUGAUGUGAGGGGAUUAAGCUUGGUUCAAAACAUAUUAAGGCCAAUUAUGCUAAGAAGAACCAAGUUCAGCACAGACAAGGAAGGCAGGCCUAUAUUAGUUCUCCCCCCUGCUGAGAUGCAAGUAAUAUAUUGCGAACAAACAGAGGCCGAAAAAGAUUUUUAUGAUGCUCUUUUUAAGAGAUCUAAGGUAAAAUUUGACCAAUUUAUCGAGCAAGGACGGGUUCUUCAUAACUAUGCUUCUAUUUUAGAGUUACUUUUGCGACUUCGGCAAUGCUGUGAUCACCCUUUUCUUGUGAUGAGUCGAGGUGAUACGCAAGAUUUUUCAGAUUUAGGUAAAUUGGCGAAACGUUUUCUUAAGGGUGGUAAAGACGCCAUUGAAGAAGGAAAAGAAGCACCUUCUAAAGCUUAUAUACAGGAGGUUGUAAAAGAGUUGCAAAAGGGGGAAGAAGGAGAAUGUCCUAUAUGCCUAGAAGCUUUUGAAGAUGCAGUUUUGACACCAUGUGCUCAUCGAUUAUGCCGUGAAUGUCUAUUAUCAAGUUGGAGAACCCCCAAUUCGGGUCUUUGUCCUGUUUGUAGAAAUGCGGUAAGCAAGCAGGAACUUAUUACAGCACCAACUGACAGUCGGUUUCGUGUGGAUGUUGAGAAAAACUGGGUGGAAUCAUCAAAAGUGUCUGCAUUGUUACGUGAAUUAGAAAGUCUUCGCCCAUCGGGUUCUAAAAGUAUUGUUUUUAGUCAGUGGACUGCCUUUUUGGAUCUUUUACAGAUUCCUCUUUCUAGAAACAAUAUUUCAUUUGUUCGUCUGGAUGGCACUUUAAACCAGCAGCAGCGCGAGAAAGUUAUAACACAAUUUUCAGAAGAAAGCGAUAUUAUGGUUUUAUUGAUGUCAUUGAAGGCCGGAGGAGUUGGAAUUAACCUGACAGCAGCAUCUAAUGCAUUUGUCUUGGAUCCUUGGUGGAAUCCUGCUGUCGAGGAACAAGCGGUCAUGCGCAUCCAUAGGAUUGGACAAACUAAAAGUGUUCAUAUUAAACGCUUUAUUGUGAAGGGUACAGUCGAGGAAAGAAUGGAGGCAGUACAAGCACGUAAACAACGGCUGAUCUCUGGCGCCUUAACCGACCAGGAGGUCCGAACUGCAAGAAUUGAGGAGCUUAAGAUGCUAUUCACUUGAUACCUAUGACCUGAAGGUCCAAUUUGUUUCCAUGUUACACCCGUGAAGAGUCAUAUCUACCAGAUGCAGGGUACUUGUGUUUGAUUUAGUCAACUCCUUUUAAUCCCAGUUUUUGAGCAUUAGUCAACAUAUUGUUGUACUUGUACCUGGAGUCUAGCAAGUGUAAAAACUUUACAAGGAUGGAAUGCUUCCUACUACAAACAAGAGCGAGUCAUCAUACAAAGUGAUCUAAUUUAAUUUAGUUUUAAGGAGUUUAGCUCUAUGAUUUCUAAACUGAUAAUUUCUUUUGUGUGUAACAUAGUUGUAAAACAUAUUGUAUAUUAGUUUAAUGUAAUUUUGAAAAAAAUUUGACGCUGUGAUACAA
Messenger RNA from Erigeron canadensis, 3655 nucleotides. RefSeq names its product DNA repair protein RAD5A. Lineage: Eukaryota; Viridiplantae; Streptophyta; Magnoliopsida; Asterales; Asteraceae. Bases 193 to 3291 code for a protein of 1032 amino acids. The record is from RefSeq and is a predicted model, not a curated record. The transcript has 20 exons. Gene Ontology annotation, molecular function: nucleic acid binding; ATP-dependent chromatin remodeler activity; hydrolase activity, acting on acid anhydrides, in phosphorus-containing anhydrides.